AUGGCACCCCAGGUCGAGAUAAGACCUCAAGUUUUCACACAGCUAUUUCCAAACAAAAUCGAAUCUAAAGUCCUAUCACGCAAGCCGGUGCCGCGGAUCUGGAACCUCGAAGAUGGUUUCUGCAUUGCUGCCUUGAAAUCAGAGUGGUACAAGUCAAUGUUUGCCAUCCAAAGCACUUUUUUCCACACUUCUAUCGACUUCUUCCGCGGUCCUCAGCUUGACUACCGCUACCUCCUCGUACCGCUCACUACCGGAAGCAUCAGUUCGCCUAUGGGUCUCGGCUCAGACUCGCAGCCCGUGUCCGUCAAGUUGCACGGAGAAGAUACCUACUUGGCCGAUUCUCAGCAAUUUCUCCUUGAAUACGCCCUUCGCUACGAUGAUGAUGUACCCGGCACCUACUACGUCGGUACCAGUUGUCGCGGGGAGGACCACGACAGCACUCACCUCAAUCAAUUCUACCACGUGGAAUGUGAGCUUAGGGGCGGCCUACAUGAGGGAAUCAACGUCGCCAAUGAGUACAUCAUCUCCCUGACAAAGACUUUACUGGAGAAACAUGGCGAAAUCAUUAAGUCUUUUGCCGGCUCAACUCGCCACAUGACGGACCUCCUGAAGCUCGCUGCUAGAAAUGGCGGCAAAUUUCCCAUGUUACCUUUAGAAGAAGCACUCGCAUUGCCAGAGAUCAAGGGCGGCGAAGGUAUUAUGUGGGAGUACACCGUUACAGGACGUCCUGAAUGCGGGCGUUCGCUAACACGAAGGGGCGAGCAGGCAUUGGUGAAGCGUUAUGGCGGUGCUUGCUGGGUUGUCGAGAUGCAUCAUCUCAGCGUACCAUUCUACCAGGCUUAUUCCGAUGGGUCCGAACGCAGUACAGCUCGUUGUGGUGACUUUUUGCUUGGACUGGGGGAGGUCGUCGGCUGCGGCAACCGUCAUACCACAGCUGAGGAGGCUUUGGCCGCUCUUGGUCAUCACGGGGUUGACCCGGCCGACUACGCUUGGUACGUCGAUAUGCGAAGUCAGAAACCUCUCCAAACCACUGGAUGGGGCAUUGGAUCUGAAAGAUUUCUCAGCUGGGUCUUGCAGCACGACGAUGUUCGGGAUAUCCAGUUGAUACCCAGACUCAAGGGGCAAACUUGCGCGCCGUGA
This is a messenger RNA of Colletotrichum phormii, 1140 nucleotides long. RefSeq names its product putative asparaginase like 1. Gene Ontology annotation, molecular function: ATP binding; asparagine-tRNA ligase activity. Gene Ontology annotation, biological process: asparaginyl-tRNA aminoacylation. NCBI's taxonomy places the organism in Eukaryota, Fungi, Ascomycota, Sordariomycetes, Glomerellales, Glomerellaceae. The transcript is spliced from 2 exons. The record is from RefSeq and is a predicted model, not a curated record. Bases 1 to 1140 code for a protein of 379 amino acids.